UAUAUUUAUUUAAUUUUUUAUACACUGUUCAUUAUUAGGGUUUGUUUACUAGCUAGCUAGCUCUUCUUCACACUCGAGAAAGAAGAAGAAGAAGAGUGAAGUCGCUAAAAUCCUUUUAUGUUAUGAUGAGUCAAGAUAACAAAGACGAAAGCCAGAGUUCUGGUGGUGGUGAUGGUAGUGGUGGUGGACCCAUGGGGGCGAGGCCAAAAGAACAAGCUUUGAAUUGUCCUAGAUGUGAUUCUCCCAACACCAAGUUUUGCUAUUAUAACAAUUAUAGUCUUUCGCAACCAAGACAUUUCUGUAAGACUUGCAGAAGGUACUGGACUAAAGGGGGCGCUUUACGCAACGUUCCAAUAGGUGGUGGUUGCAGGAAAAACAAGAAGAUAAAGACUAGUUCAUCUUCUUCAAGAUUUUCUGGGGAUUCAAAAGAUACAAUUAGUGGUUCUUCAGAUAUUGGUGGACUUAAAUUUUUUCAUGGUCUUUCACCAGCUAUGGAUUUUCAACUUGGAGGACUAAAUUUUCCAAGAUUGAGUAAUAAUACUUCAACAUCAACAGUUGGUGGAAGUAUUUUCAACCAAUUUACUUCAUUUGGUGAAAAUUCAACUCCAAAUAUUGGAUCAACUUCUUGUUUUAGUCUUGAUCCUUCAGGAAGUUCUUUAUUGGGAUUCAAUAAUAAUUUCCCUUUCUCAAGUUCUAUGCUAAAACAAGGUACUGAUGGAGUUCAAGAAAUGGGAUCAAUGGGAGUUCAUCAUGGUACAAUGGCAUCUUCUAUAGAGUCUUUGAGUUCAAUAAACCAAGAUUUGCAUUGGAAAUUACAACAACAAAGAUUGUCCAUGCUAUUUGGUGGUGAAAAUCAAAAGGAAAACAUUGUUUCAUCAUCAAUCCCUCUUCAUGAUGAUCAAAACCAAAAUCAAAACCAAAACCAAAUCCAAAUCCAAAAGCCACAACCAAUUUUGUUCCAAAAUUUGGAGAUUUCAUCAUCGAAACAACAAGAAGAUCAUCAAGAAACAUUUGGAAACAACAAUGUUGAUUCAAGAAAAGAUUGUAGUACUACUAUGGGAAGUCAUCAUGGGAACAAUUUGUCAACUGAAUGGUUCUUUGAUAACUCAUUUGGUGUAAAUCCAAAUUCAACAAAUAGCAACAACAACAACAACAACAAUGGAAAUGGAAAUGCAAAUGCAAAUGAUGAUCAAAAUGUCAACAAUUGGAAUAGUACUAUUCAAGCUUGGAGCAAUUUGAAUCAAUAUAGUACACUACCUUAAUUAAUUAAUUAGCUCUAUUUUAUUAUGAGGUAAAAAAAAAUCAAAUUUAUAAUACUUAUCUAUUUAGGUCUAUUUUUCUUUCAAU
This is a messenger RNA of Solanum tuberosum (potato), 1347 nucleotides long. RefSeq names its product dof zinc finger protein DOF5.7. The coding region runs from base 123 to 1262 and encodes 379 amino acids. Gene Ontology annotation, molecular function: DNA-binding transcription factor activity; DNA binding. NCBI's taxonomy places the organism in Eukaryota, Viridiplantae, Streptophyta, Magnoliopsida, Solanales, Solanaceae. The transcript is spliced from 3 exons. The record is from RefSeq and is a predicted model, not a curated record. Gene Ontology annotation, biological process: regulation of DNA-templated transcription.